Morus notabilis is the source of this 1266-nucleotide messenger RNA. Its product is annotated as probable serine/threonine-protein kinase WNK11. Gene Ontology annotation, molecular function: ATP binding; protein serine/threonine kinase activity. Lineage: Eukaryota; Viridiplantae; Streptophyta; Magnoliopsida; Rosales; Moraceae. Gene Ontology annotation, biological process: protein phosphorylation; intracellular signal transduction. The coding region runs from base 73 to 978 and encodes 301 amino acids. Gene Ontology annotation, cellular component: cytoplasm. The transcript has 3 exons. The record is from RefSeq and is a predicted model, not a curated record.
AAUUUUGCUCCACUGCUUUUUUGCACAAGUUUUCAGCUUCUGUGCUUUUGUUAGCUUUGUUUUGGAAGAGACAUGCCGAGUGCAAGCCAUGAUCAAUCUGACAAUUCAGAACCGUUCGUCGAAGUGGACCCCACCGGCCGGUAUGGCCGGUACGACGAGCUCCUAGGGUCCGGCGCGGUGAAAAAGGUUUACCGAGCUUUCGAUCAAGAAGAAGGAAUCGAAGUCGCGUGGAACCAAGUCAAGCUGCGCAACUUCACCAACGACCCGGCGAUGAUCGACCGCCUCUUCUCGGAGGUUCGGCUUCUGAGGUCGUUGAAGAACAAGAACAUCAUUGCUCUUUACAGUGUUUGGAGGGACCGAGAGAGAGGCACGCUUAAUUUCAUCACGGAGGUCUGCACGAGUGGGAAUCUGAGGGAGUACAGGUUGAAACACAGGCACGUUUCGAUGAAGGCCUUGAAGAAGUGGUCCAAGCAAAUUCUUAGAGGAUUGGAGUAUUUGCAUAACCACGAGCCUUGUGUCAUUCACAGAGAUCUAAAUUGCAGCAAUGUGUUUGUCAAUGGAAAUAUUGGCCAGGUCAAGAUUGGUGACUUGGGAUUGGCUGCCAUAGUGGGGAAGAGCCACUCAGCACAUUCUGUGCUAGGGACACCAGAAUUCAUGGCUCCUGAGCUAUAUGAGGAAGAUUACACAGAAAUGGUGGACAUUUACUCAUUUGGGAUGUGUGUCCUAGAAAUGGUGACCUUGGAGAUCCCUUACAGUGAAUGUGACAAUGUUGCCAAGAUAUACAAAAAGGUGACCUCUGGGGUUAGGCCACAUGCCCUUAGCAAGGUCCGGGACCCGGAGGUUAGGGCCUUCGUCGAGAAGUGUCUCGCGCAGCCCAGGGCGAGGCCCUCCGCCACCGAGCUCCUCAAGGACCCCUUCUUUAAUGAAGUUGAUGAUGACGAUGAUGAAAAUGAAGAGUACUUGCCAAAUUGUUCAUGACUAAUAAGUUUGUGUUGUUUUUGAACAAUAUGGGGCGCAAGUAUUAAUAUUUUAUUUUAUAAGAUAAUAUUAAUAUUUGAUUUUUCUUUUGGUUGUUUGUGAUGAUUUGGAGGGUCAUUUGGGUUAUGACCUUGAAUAUUUCUUCUUCCUUGAAUUUUAGUUGGGGAGAGUAAGAAUUAAAUUUGUAUUUGAAUACUUUUUGGGAGGGAAGACUUGGGGUGUGUUUGAAUUGGGGAAGGUUGGUGUUGUGUUUUUGUUUUUUAUUUUUUUUUUUUGUACAUAGACCUU